GCCGACCUGGGUUAUUUCCGGAAGCGAGGCCGGCUGCUUUCCCUCUGCUUCCGCAGGGCUCGGAGUGGGUCCCGGGACUAGUGACGAGACUUUAUGAUGCAUUAUAGCAGUGUCCUGAUUCUGAAAGUUUCUAUGUGUGUGGAUCCCAGAAUUUACUGAGAGAUGGAAGAGCCUCAGAAAAAUGACCUGAACACGACAGGACUGGAGGAAGAUAGUCCCGUCAAAAGCACCGGCCCUCAGAUUUCUGUUAGUGAAUUUUCCUGCCAUUGCUGUUAUGACACCCUGGUUAACCCCACCACCUUGAACUGUGGCCAUAGCUUCUGCCGACACUGCCUAGCUUUAUGGUGGAUGUCUUCAAAGAAGACAGAGUGUCCAGAAUGCAGAGAAAAAUGGGAAGGUUUCCCCAAAGUCAACAUUCUCCUCAGGGAUGCCAUUGAAAAGUUAUUUCCUGAUGCCAUUAGAAUGCGAAUUGAAGACAUUCAACAGAAUAAUGACAUAGUCCAAAGUCUUGCAGCCUUUCAAAAAUAUGGGAAUGAUCAAAGCCCCUCAACUCCCAGCACAGGGCGAGUGAAUCAGCAGAGAGGAGGGGGAUUCUUCUCCGGCGUACUCACAGCUUUAACUGGUGUAGCACUGGUCUCCUUUCAGGUCAUCCUGCUUGUGUAUCACUGGCGCAGCAGAGAUUCUGAGCAUGGCCUCCUGGUGCACAAGGCUGUGGCCAAAUGGACAGCAGAAGAAGUUGUCCUCUGGUUAGAACAGCUGGGCCCCUGGGCUUCUCUGUACAGAGAAAGGUUCUUAUCUGAAAGAGUAAAUGGAAGGUUGCUUUUAACUUUGACAGAGGAAGAAUUUUCCAGGGCACCAUACACCAUAGAAAACAGGAGCCACCGAAGAGUCAUCCUCAUGGAGUUAGAGCGGGUGAGAACUCUGGGUGUGAAGCCACCCCAGAAUCUCUGGGAGUACAAGGCUGUCAACCCAGGCAGGUCCCUGUUCUUAUUGUAUGCCCUCAAGAGCUCCCCAAGGCUUGGCUUGCUGUACCUGUACCUGUUUGACUACACAGACUCCUUCCUACCCUUCAUCCAUACCAUCUGCCCUCUGCAGGAAGACAGCUCUGGGGAGGACAUCCUCACCAAGCUUCUGGACCUGAGGGAGCCCACAUGGAGGCAGUGGAGAGAAUUUCUUGUCAAGUACUCCUUUCUCCCGUACCAGCUGAUUGCAGAGUUUGCCUGGGACUGGCUGGAGGUCCACUACUGGACAUCACGCUUCCUUAUCGUCAAUGCCAUGCUGCUCUCUGUUCUGGAGUUGUUCUCUUUUUGGAAGAUCUGGUCGAGAAGUGAGCUGAAGACAGUGCCCCAGAGGAUGUGGAGCCAUUUUUGGAAAGUGUCUACGCAGGGGCUAUUCGUGGCCAUGUUCUGGCCACUCAUUCCUCAGUUUGUCUGCAACUGUUUGUUUUACUGGGCUCUGUACUUCAACCCAAUUAUUAACAUUGAUCUGGUGGUCAAGGAGGUCCGACGUCUGGAAACCCAAGUGUUAUGAUCAGCAGCAAGGUCCAGGAGAGCCUGUGAGUCUCCCUGACAUCCAAGCUGUAACACUGAGAGAGGCAAGGAACUCAUUUCUACCCCUGGUAAAGCAAGGUGCUGCCUCUGUGUCAAGGCUUCAGCCAGGUCCCCUCCUCCUCUGUUUCUUGGACCUUGGCAUCUGACUGCUACCCAGGUCAGGUGGGACUCUUUGACUAAUACUCAGCCACUCUUCUUACGUGGACUUAGAAGGCUCAGGCUACUCUGGCCAAUUGGAUGGAAGGUCGUGAACACAAUUCAGAGUGACAUGUCAGAAGACCUCCAUAGGCUGGAGAUGGUGGUGCAUGCCUUUAAUCCCAGCACUUGGAAGACAAAGGCAGGAGGAUCUCUGAGUUCAAGGCCAGCCUAGUCUACAAAGAGAGUUCCAAGACAGCCAGACUACAGAGAAACCCUGUCUCAAAGCAAAUAAAAAUAAAAAAGAAGGCCAUCGUGGUCUACUAGCCUUAACCUCAUGGACUGACAGGCCCCCCGAAACCAGGCUUCUUGGUGCCAGUCCUGUCCUGUGGGUCAAGUUUAGGAAAACAAGGAUAUAGAGUUUGGUCAUAGGCAUGGAUAGUUACAUAUACAAAAGACAGAGGAAAACCCAGAAUUCAAUCACAGUUUCUUAUUGAGUAGUGAGUAGGUUUCAGAGUAAACCCAGAGAAAGCUUCAGGCCGAGAGAGAAUGAUAGCUAGCUGUCUUGUUUCCUGUUUUGACAUUGGAAAUUCAAUUCUCCUUUCUGUGAACAGGGAGCUGAGUUGGAUUCCCAUCAGGCUGAGCCUAGUCGGGUGACUGAGAGCACUGCGUGGGGUUUGUUUUGAAAAAUUUUAAUCUGCAGGAUAAAUCCAGUAUAGUCUAUUCAAGGAAACAUUUUUGUAAGCUGCUCUCACAUCGUAUAAUACAUACUCUUUAUUGUCUUGUUCUGAAGUACAGCAUCGGGUAUAAUUAUACCAAGUGCUGCCUUCGUAAAUAUGGAGUGAGCUGAAGGGUGACAUUUAUUUCUUGCCAGUGUGGACACAGCAGGUGUAGAGUGUGAGCUUGUCAGCUUUGGCCUUAUGGACACAAGCUUAAAUCCAAAGAGAGAGAGAGAGAGAAUGUGUGUGUGUGUGUGUGUGUGUGUGUGUGUGUGUGUGUGUGUGUGUGUGUGUGUGUAGAGAGAGAGAGAAAGAGCAAGAGAAAUAGACUUUGUAACUCAUUAACCCUUUAAGAUUUCACUUAAACUUUGCAUUUGAAAGUUUGGGAAAUUACUUGAAAUAAAAAUUAAAGAUUUUUAUACAAAUAAAACCUCUAUAGAGAAAUCUGAUUGCUGAGGAAAUACAAGGAAAAUCAUGCAU
Peromyscus leucopus (white-footed mouse) is the source of this 2884-nucleotide messenger RNA. RefSeq names its product bifunctional apoptosis regulator (gene Bfar). Lineage: Eukaryota; Metazoa; Chordata; Mammalia; Rodentia; Cricetidae. The transcript is spliced from 8 exons. The record is from RefSeq and is a predicted model, not a curated record. Gene Ontology annotation, biological process: proteasome-mediated ubiquitin-dependent protein catabolic process. Gene Ontology annotation, cellular component: nucleus. Gene Ontology annotation, molecular function: ubiquitin protein ligase activity; protein binding. Bases 163 to 1530 code for a protein of 455 amino acids.